UAAUAUAUAUUCAUAAAAUAGUUUUGACAAGUGGAUCUUAAUUGUUCUUGGGUGUUUUAAAUGUAAUUCACAAAAUAAAAUCAGCAAGUUCCUUAGGAACAUUCCUUCAACCUGAUUUCAAGAGCAAAUGAUGUCACCUGGUAAUGUGUCUUGUCAUUGAAUUCAGACAGUUUGACCGAAUUUUGAAGAAAAUUGAUCUUGACAAGAAAACUGUUCGCACCAAUUCGAUGAGUGCAUCGAACUGAAUGAAAUUAAUUUUUACUAAUCCACAAAACUGGUCAAUAGAAAGGUGUAGAAAUGGAUCACGAAGACUGCAGAGAAAUUCGAUUAGUUCAAGUACUCUAAAGAGGUGUAUGCGUUUCAAUGGUAUUAACAACGGUAUGGAAGGAAGCAAAGACCUCAUCCUUUACAGUUCACAAGCUCUUUCUUUCCCCGCAAUUCCACAAUUAUGGUAUCCUCCCCAGCCUUUCAUACCGUAUUACUUCACCUCACCGCCACCACAGUAUUCCCCGUCCUUACCUUAUCUAUCAUACUACUCGAAUGUUGCGCCAACGACUCGACAACAAAAACAUCAAGGCAAGGAAGUGCGGAAGUCAAGUAAAACCAAUUUCUGGUGUGGUGGAAUAGCUCAACUGUUGUGGACAAUAGCCGUGAUAAUUGCGCUGGGACUACUCGCCAUUCUGAUAUUUGCGCUUGUUGUUGUUUAGGAGUAUCGUUCGGUAGCAGCACGAAAAUUACAGAAAUUACUCCGCAUUUUGAACAAAGACAAAAUGUCAUUCUUCU
Molecule: messenger RNA, 783 nt
Organism: Loa loa (African eye worm)
Lineage: Eukaryota; Metazoa; Nematoda; Chromadorea; Rhabditida; Onchocercidae
Exons: 4
Coding region: 246-707 (153 amino acids)
Source: RefSeq, a predicted model, not a curated record